AUGGAGCCCUCGGACAGCUGCUGGAUUUUCUGUGGGACAGGGGGCAGAGAGGAGAACAAGUCCCGUGGCUGCCGUGGCAUCGCCCCGCUAACGGCGCCCGCGGCUCCGAGGGACGGAGCUUCGCGGCAGAACUUCAUCUCCUUCCCCCGGCACGAGGAGGAGCAUCUCCAGCGCUCCGUGAGCUGGCACCCCUGCCUGCUCAUCCUGGGCCAGAACUGCAGUGCCAAGUGCCAGCUGCUCAACAUCCUGCUGGGGGAGAAGCUGCUGCCCACCACCAAGAUCAGCAACGAGGAGAACUGCAAGAGGCGGCGGAUCCGCUUCACGCACGGCAGCCAGACCCGGGUGAGCCUGGCCCUGCCCCAGCAGUACGAGCUGGUGCACGUGCUGGCAGCACACAGGGGGCACUGGGACACCAUCCCUGAGGAGGACCUGGAGAUCCAGGGGGACCCCGAGGACCCUGCCCACCGCAUCGCCGAGCUGGAGGUCAUGCUGCCCUACUCGCUGCUCAAGGAGGUGGACGUGGUGGUGGCUCCGUGCCGGGGCUUCCAGCCGGCCGAGGACACCCUGGGGGAGUUCGUGAACCAGGUGCUGCCCGUGGUGACCUUCGCCAUCAGCGAGGCCCAGCUCUCCCCCUCGGACCAGAGCGAGCUGAGAACCAUCAAGGAGAAGUUCUCCCUGCCCAUUUUCUUCUUCCGCGUGCCCGAGGCCGGCGGGGAGCUGAUCUCCCCCAAAAAAACAGACAGUGAGAAAUCCUCCCUGCACUGCCAACUGCUGGACCUGCAGUACCUGAGCUCCAACCACUGCAGCUGUGGGGACACCAGCACCCAGAGCAUGUUGGUGGAGCAGCUGGAGAAGCUGAGGCUGCUGAGCACCUUCUCCAGGCAGGUGCUGCAGAAGCACUUGGUGGAGGCGGCCACGAGCCUGAACGAGCUGCACUGUCGCUGCCUCAACAUCUUCAUCAACCAGGCCUUCGACAUGCAGAGGGACCUGCAGAUCACGCCCAAGAGGCUGGAGUACACCCGCAGGAAGGAGAACGAGCUCUACGAGUCCCUCAUGGGCAUCGCCAACCGCAAGCAGGAGGAGAUGAAGGACAUGAUCGUGGAGACUCUGGGCAACAUGAAGGAGGAGCUGCUGGAGGACGCGGCCAACAUGGAGUUCAAAGAUAUCAUCAUCCCUGAGAACGGGGAGCCCGUCAGCUCCAAGGACAUCAAGUGUUGCAUUAAACAGAUCCAGGAACUGAUUAUUUCUCGGUUAAACCAAGCAGUUGCCAACAAGUUAAUCAGCUCAGUGGACUAUCUGAGGGAGAGCUUCGUGGGGACUCUGGAGAGGUGCCUCAAGAGCCUGGAGGAGUCCUGGGAGGUGUCGGUACAUCCUGCGAGGAGCUUGGAGAAGCCCAAGGAUGGUUCUGUGCACAUCACAAGCAAUUAUCUCAAACAGAUCCUAAAUGCAGCUUAUCACGUCGAGGUCACUUUUCACUCUGGCUCAACAGUGACCAGGAUGCUGUGGGAACAGAUCAAACAGAUAAUCCAGCGGAUCACAUGGGUCAGCCCCCCUGCCAUCACCAGUGACUGGAAGAGGAAGGUGGCCCAGGAUGCCAUCGAGAGCCUCAGCGCUUCCAAGCUGGCCAAGAGCAUCUGCAGCCAGUUCAGGACCAGGCUCAACAGCUCCCACGAGGCUUUUGCAGCUUCCCUGCGGCAGUUGGAGGAUGGCCACUCUGGCAGGCUGGAGAGGACAGAGGACCUGUGGCUGAAGGUGCGGAAGGAUCACGCGCCCCGGCUCGCCCGGCUCUCCCUGGAGAGCAGAUCCCUGCAGGAUGUGCUACUGCAUGGCAAACCCAAGCUGGGCCGGGAGCUGGGCCGUGGGCAGUAUGGAGUGGUUUACCUGUGUGACAGCUGGGGGGGGCACUUCCCCUGCGCCCUCAAAUCCGUGGUUCCUCCAGAUGAGAAGCACUGGAAUGACCUUGCACUCGAGUUUCACUAUAUGAGGUCCCUGCAGACACAUGAGAGGCUCGUGCACCUCCAUGGAUCUGUGAUAGAUUAUGGCUAUGGAGGAGGCUCCAGCAUUGCUGUGCUGCUGAUCAUGGAGAGGCUGCACAGGGACCUCUACACGGGGCUAAAGGCUGGGCUGGAGUUGGAGACACGGCUGCAGAUUGCCCUGGAUGUGGUGGAAGGGAUCCGGUACCUGCACAGCCAGGGACUGGUGCACAGGGACAUCAAACUCAAAAAUGUCUUGCUUGACAAGAAGAAUCGAGCCAAAAUCACUGACCUGGGGUUCUGCAAACCAGAGGCCAUGAUGUCUGGCAGCAUCGUGGGCACACCCAUCCACAUGGCUCCUGAGCUCUUCACAGGGAAAUACGACAACUCCGUGGAUGUUUAUGCCUUUGGAAUUCUCUUCUGGUACAUCUGCUCGGGCCAUGUGAAGUUACCAGAGGCUUUUGAGAGAUGUGCAAGCAAAGAUCACCUGUGGAACAACGUUAGGAGAGGAGUGCGGCCAGAGCGUCUCCCGGUGUUUGAUGAGGAAUGCUGGCAGCUGAUGGAAGCCUGCUGGGAUGGGGACUCCUCCCAGCGCCCUCUCCUGGGGAUUGUGCAGCCCAUGCUGCAGGGGAUCAUGGACAGGCUCUGCAAGUCCAGCUCUGAGCACCCAAAUAAAGGCUUGGAUGACUCGACUUGAGGAGGAGGCGCAGCAGGAUUUUUGGAAUUGCGGGGGAAUCCCACUCCAGGAGGCUUCUCCAGGUGGAGCUCCGUGCCCAGCCUGGCUGGGACAGGGACCAGCAGCCAGGAGAUUGCUCAGAGAGGUGAGACCUCGGGGCUGUUCCACUGCUGAGGAGCAGCCAAGAGCAAUCCCAGCCCACCCCACCGGUGCCAGUUAUCCCACUGCAGCUUUUCCCGUGGAAUUGUGCGAACAAGGCAGAGAAAAAAACCCACGCCCUUGAACUAAAAGGGAUUUAUUUUUUUCCUUGUUUUUUUUUUCUUGCCAAUCCCACACCACCAACCCAGCCAAGCAAAGCAUUGUGUGUGUGUGUGUUUGUCUGUGUGCCCACGCCAGGCUUUACUCAGUGAAGGAAAAGCUCUUCCCAGGAACUGCGGGGGCCACACGGAUCCAUCCUGGUUCUCUCGUCGAUGGCACUAAUUCCAGAGUGGUUGGAGAGGAAGGAGAAAGCAAAAAAAAACCACAAAAAAACUCUAGGCUAGAAGUGUUUAGAAGCAUCUGUAGGAGUUUCUGCAACACUUGAGAUGUUUACAUUGACAGGAGCAAAGCUUCCAUGUUUUACUGGGGGGGAUUUGCAACCCCCUCCACACCUUUAUAAGCUAUUUAUCCUUUAUGUGCCCUUCACCUCUUACUCCUGUUAGAAGACAAAAAAACAAACAAAAAAAAGCUCUUUUUUUCUGGUCA
Neopelma chrysocephalum (saffron-crested tyrant-manakin) is the source of this 3393-nucleotide messenger RNA. It is a transcript of the gene DSTYK, whose product is annotated as dual serine/threonine and tyrosine protein kinase. The record is from RefSeq and is a predicted model, not a curated record. Gene Ontology annotation, biological process: protein phosphorylation. Gene Ontology annotation, molecular function: ATP binding; protein kinase activity. NCBI's taxonomy places the organism in Eukaryota, Metazoa, Chordata, Aves, Passeriformes, Pipridae. The transcript is spliced from 13 exons. Bases 1 to 2670 code for a protein of 889 amino acids.